AUGUCUGGAGAGAAACGCCCGGCCCAAGAGGCCUUCGGGUCUUCAAGCCAGCUCGUGGUCAAACGAAAGAAGUCCGAUGCCGACCUCAACCCCAGCGCAGUCGUCAAAAGCUCGUCGCAAAAUGGAUCUCUCGUCCAGGCCUACGGUUUGACCCGACCGCCCAACACAUUGCAUCCGGUUCAAUGGACCGAUCCAUUUGUAUGUCCCGUCCAACCAUCCACCUCGGCCGCUGUUACUGACUAUGAUAUGUGUGGGGUAGUGCUGUGGAACACUUAUGGCCAGUGUGAAAACUACGGCCAAUUGAUAGGCCAUAAAGGCGCGGUUUUGGACCUGCAAUGGUCGCGCGAUUCACGAGCGCUUUUCUCGGCGUCGGCGGACAUGACCCUCGGGAGCUGGGAUCUCGAGACUGGACAGCGUGCACGCCGCCAUGUCGGCCACGAGGAAAUCAUUAAUUGCCUUGAUAUCAGCAAGCGAGGGCAGGAGUUGCUGGUCAGUGGCAGUGAUGACGGGUGCAUAGGCAUUUGGGAUCCGCGGCAGAAAGAUGCCCUCGAUUACCUCGAGACUGAACUCCCCAUCACAGCGGUCGCUCUCUCUGAAGCUGGGAACGAGAUUUAUAGCGGUGGGAUUGACAACACGAUUCAUGUGUGGGACCUCCGGAAGAAAGCUAUCGUCUACUCGAUGACUGGGCACACCGAUACCGUCACAUCGCUGCAGAUCUCACCCGACUCACAAACCUUGCUUUCCAACUCUCACGACUCGACAGUCCGGACAUGGGACAUCCGGCCCUUUGCCCCAGCCAAUCGGCAGGUGACUACGUACGAUGGCGCCCCCGCCGGGCUGGAGAAGAACCUCCUCCGGGCCAGCUGGGAUCCCAAAGGUGAGAAGAUCGCCGCAGGGAGCGGCGACCGCAGUGUAGUUGUAUGGGAGGCCAAGACUGGGAAACUCCUGUACAAACUCCCCGGUCACAAGGGCACAGUCAACGACGUGCGAUUCUCCCCUAAUGAUGAACCGAUCGGUAGGUCUCUUUGA
Penicillium alfredii is the source of this 1029-nucleotide messenger RNA. Its product is annotated as WD40 repeat domain-containing protein. The record is from RefSeq and is a predicted model, not a curated record. Gene Ontology annotation, molecular function: protein binding; RNA binding. Gene Ontology annotation, cellular component: catalytic step 2 spliceosome. The coding region runs from base 1 to 1029 and encodes 342 amino acids. Lineage: Eukaryota; Fungi; Ascomycota; Eurotiomycetes; Eurotiales; Aspergillaceae. The transcript is spliced from 2 exons.